ACAAAGUCUUGAUUCAAAUUCCGCGCAGAAGCUUUCCAGAUAUCUUCAAUGGAACAUCAAAUCUCUCGAUACGAAAACCUGGUGGUGGAAGUACUUACAGAUCUUCCGACGCCGUCACGAAUUCCAAAACAUCCGUCACGAAUCGAACACAUCGGCCUAAUCUUCACCCUCCGUCACCGUCGCAGCCACUUCGAGGUAUCGGAGAGCGGCGAACGACGACUAAUCCAGCAGCGAGAAACCCUAAAAAUUCCACUCUGCGACAAUCAAUUCCGCGCCGAAAUCUUCAAUCGAGACGACGAUUCUCUGUUCCACAACCUCUCCAGUAGUUUCCAGAACUUCAAACCAGAAAUCGACGCGGAACCGGUCGCUGAUGCCCUAAUUGAGCGGUGGAUUGAAAUUAGGGACGAAGCGAAUUCGAGAAGCUCGGACAGAGUGUUUCCGAUGACGGUGAAUUUGACGAUGUGGCACAUUGUGGCUCGGUAUGAAAUCGGCGUCGGUAGUGGUGGAGACGGCUGCGGAAUGGUGCCGGCGUGCGGCGGCGCGGUUGGGAAGAUGUUGAGGAGAUUGGAGAGGGAGGAUGAAGUGGAUGGAAUUUGUGUGAUCUGUUUGGAUGAAUUGAAGAAAAAGAAGAAGAAGAAUGGAAGAUUUGGUUUACAGAUGCCUUGUUUACAUGUGUUUCAUGGGAAUUGCAUUGAAGAUUGGUUGAAGAAUAGCCAUUAUUGUCCGAUUUGUAGAUUUGAAGUGCCAAUCCAAAAGAAUUCCCAAUUGUUUUAGGUUUAGUUUGAUCAUUAUUAGGGUUUUAAUUCGAUAGCGAUCUCGCUUUU
This is a messenger RNA of Cucurbita maxima (winter squash), 824 nucleotides long. RefSeq names its product ERAD-associated E3 ubiquitin-protein ligase HRD1-like. Lineage: Eukaryota; Viridiplantae; Streptophyta; Magnoliopsida; Cucurbitales; Cucurbitaceae. Gene Ontology annotation, molecular function: ubiquitin protein ligase activity. The transcript has a single exon. Gene Ontology annotation, biological process: protein ubiquitination. Gene Ontology annotation, cellular component: cytoplasm. Bases 49 to 774 code for a protein of 241 amino acids. The record is from RefSeq and is a predicted model, not a curated record.